UAGAACUGCCACUUGGUCCGCUCAGCUCAUUCGUGAGGAGAGCAAAUCCAAGAAAUAAAUGACUGCCAAAAAAAAAAGAGAAAAUAAAAAAAAAACAACAAAAUCCACUCCCUCUGAGAUAGAGAGAAGAAGAAAAGAAAGAAUAAAGAGGUCGAAGAAUCCCCAAAUUUGAUUACCGCGGAUCGAUCUUUUCAAAGCAAUCGAAGGAAAAAUCGCCUUCCAAUUUCUCCUUCGAAGAUCAGAUCAGAUCUUCCCCGCACUCACUUAGAGUUGCAUUUCUAUACAUUCUUUUUCUCCUCUUCCGAAUUAUUGGAAUUUUUUGUUUGUCAAUUGAGUGGAUUGUGUAAAUGUGGAUUUCCAUUUUGUAAAUUUCACAAUCUUUUUGGAUUUAAUUCGUCAUUUAUAGGGUUUUGUUGCGGGAUUAUAUCAUUGUUUGUUUAAUUGGUUAGCUGGAAAGUUAGGGUUUUUAUUGGGGGUUUUUUAAUUGUACCGGAAAUGUAUCGGAUCGUGAGCUAGGUUUUGAAAACGGUGGAGCUUUUUCAGUGUUGGUGCUAGUUACUGGAGGGGGGUUUUAUGUGUGUAUGAGGAUUUGGUGCUUCUCUUGUUUCGGUGGAGGGGAAGAUAAUAAAGAUUUUGACCAAAGGGAAUAUUUUCUUGGCGAGGAAAUGAGCGAGGGGAAUCUGGAAGGAGAUAAACUUGUUCUGCCUGAGGGUUUUGGGGUGGAUUUUGAUCCAUGGGUUGAGGACAGUGGUCCCGAGCUACAGGAUGGUAUGGAGGAUGAGGCCUUGCCAAUUAAUGGAGAUGGAAAUGGAACUGGAAAUGAAAGUGAUGUUUUAAUUGAUGUUAAGGUUGGAAAUUCAAGGUGUUUUGAUCAUUUGUUAUCGAGUAGCAGUAUUCAGACGAGGGAGUUGAAUUUGCAUUUGGGGCUUGGUGAUGAAGCUUCGUCAUCAUCAUCAGCAUUCUUGUCUGUAGAUAGGACAGAUGAUCGCGACUGUCACAAUAAGCGCCCCAAAGUUCAAUCUUUUACUUUGGACUGGGGUUCUCAUUUUGAGAAUGAGAUUUGUUAUACGCCCCCCGCAUAUGCAUACAAGGAUGGCAGCAUUGAUAAUCUGCCUGAAUCUGGCAUCAUAAGGAAUGAGGAAGAAAAAGAUAACUGUAUCUCACCAGUUGAGGAGGACUUAGAAGUUAGAAUGGAUCUUACAGAUGAUUUACUGCACAUGGUUUUCUCUUUCUUGGACCACAUCGAUCUUUGUCGAGCUUCAGGGGUCUGUAGGCAGUGGAGGGCUGCUAGUUCACAUGAAGACUUUUGGCGAUUCUUGAACUUUGAGGGCAGGCAUAUUACCCCUGUACAGUUUGAUGACAUUUGUCGUCGAUAUCCAAAUGCUACUGCCGUAAAUGUCUAUGGUGCCCCUUCUCUUCACUUGCUGGUGAUGAAAGCAAUUACAUCUUUAAGAAAUCUUGAGGUUCUGACCCUGGGCAAAGGCCCAAUUGGUGAUAUCUUCUUCUCUGCACUUCAUGAGUGCCAAAUGUUAAGAAGUUUGACGAUCAAUGAUGCAACGCUUGGUAACGGCAUUCAAGAGAUUGCUAUUUAUCACGACCGACUUCGGGUGCUUCAGAUUGUCAAAUGCCGUGUUCUUCGUGCUUCCAUAAGGUGCCCCCAACUUGAAUCGUUGUCGUUGAAGCGCAGUAGCAUGCCUCAUGUCGUGCUCAGCUGUCCCAUUCUGCGCGACCUUGAUAUAGCAUCUUGUCAUAAGCUUUCAGACACUGCAAUCCGUUCUGCAGCCAUGUCUUGUCCACUUUUGGAAUCCCUGGAUAUGUCUAAUUGUUCCUGUGUCACAGAUGAGACACUGCGGGAAAUAGCUGGGUCUUGUGGGAAUCUCCACAUUCUUGAUGCAUCGUACUGCCCAAACAUCUCUCUUGAGUCGGUAAGACUGCCAAUGUUGACCGUUCUCAAGCUUCAUAGUUGUGAGGGGAUUACUUCAGCGUCAAUGACUGCAAUAGCAUUCUCCUCUGUAUUAGAGGUUCUGGAGCUUGAUAAUUGUGGCUUGCUUACUUCAGUAUCCCUUGAGCUCCAUCGCUUAAAGAACAUCAGACUUGUCCAUUGUCGCAAAUUUGUUGAUCUGACUUUGCGAAGCAACUCGUUGACGGCUAUUACAGUUUCCAACUGUCCAUCUCUUCAAAGAAUCAAUAUAACUUCAAGCUCCCUUAAAAAAUUGGUUUUGCAAAAGCAAGAGAGUUUGACAACUUUAGCUUUGCAAUGUCAGUGUUUGCAAGAAGUGGACCUUACUGAAUGUGAAUCCCUUACAAACUCAAUCUGUGAAGUUUUCAGUGAUGGUGGAGGCUGCCCUAUGCUAAAAACUUUGGUUCUUGACAAUUGUGAGAGCUUGACAUCAGUGGGUUUCCACAGCUCUUCCUUAGUGAGUCUUUCACUCGCUGGUUGCCGUGCUGUAACUUCUCUUGACCUUCGAUGUGCUUAUCUCGAGCAAGUUUCAUUAGAUGGCUGUGAUCAUCUUGAACGAGCAUCAUUUUGCCCUGUUGGUCUCAGGGCCCUGAAUUUGGGAAUUUGUCCUAAAUUGAAUGUCCUUUUUAUUGAGGCUCCUCAAAUGGCGUCCCUUGAAUUGAAGGGUUGUGGUGUAUUAUCUGAAGCAUCAAUUAAUUGUCCUCUCCUGACUUCUCUGGAUGCUUCUUUUUGCGGCCAACUGAAGGAUGAUUGUUUAUCUGCCACAACUGCGUCUUGCCCUCUCAUUGAGUCAUUAGUACUGAUGUCAUGCCCAUCUGUUGGCUCCGAUGGUCUCUUUUCUCUGCGCUGGCUUCCAAAUUUGACAUAUCUUGAUUUGUCAUACACUUUCUUGGUUAGCCUGCAACCUGUUUUCAAGUCGUGUUUGCAUUUGAAGGUUUUGAAACUGCAAGCAUGCAAAUAUCUCAGCGAUUCUUCACUGGAACCCUUGUACAAAGAUGGUGCUCUUCCAGCCUUGUGCGAGUUGGACCUGUCAUAUGGCACCUUGUGUCAGUCGGCUAUUGAGGAAUUGCUUGCCUGCUGCACGCAGUUAACUCAUGUUAGCUUAAAUGGAUGUGUUAACAUGCAUGAUCUGGAUUGGGAUUUGGUUGGCAAUGAGAUGAUGCCUAUUGCUCAUGGGUUGUCCGAUGCCAACAAUAAGCAGCCACAUCGUUUGCUGCAGUAUCUCAACUGUGUUGGUUGCCCUAACAUUCGGAGGGUUGUGAUUCCAUCUACAGCUCAGUGUCUUUAUUUGUCAUCAUUAAACCUCUCUCUAUCAGCCCAUCUGAAGGAAGUUGAUGUUGCUUCUUGCAAUUUAUGCUUUCUCAAUUUGAGCAAUUGCUGUUCUUUGGAAAGUUUGAAGCUGGAGUGUCCAAGAUUGACUAGCCUUUUCCUUCAGGUACAUUUUCUGCAUCCUCGGAGAGAGACAAGAAUUUAUUUUCAUAAAGUUUCUCUGGUAGUCAGCUUUAGCUAUAUAACCUUGACUUGUCCUUUUUUUUCCGAGUUUUGUCGUUUACUGAAUUCAUAUGAGCACAUUUGCAACUUGCAAACAUCAGUAGGUAGAUUCUAUUUAUCUUCUGCUGCAUUCUUUUAUGGAAUUAGUUUUUGACUGUUGCUUUCACAGUCCUGCAACAUCGAUGAGGGAACCGUUGAAGCUGCCAUUUCAACUUGUGUAAUGCUGGAAACUCUUGAUGUCCGUUUUUGCCCCAAGAUAAGCCCAGUGAGCAUGGUCCGGUUGCGUGCUGCAUGUCCUAGCUUAAAACGCAUUUUCAGCAGUGUUGUAGCAUCAUAAUAAGAAAAAGAUCUAGCGUGCCAUUUCGGGUAUGCCUGAGUGUAUCCGCCAUAAAAGUUUGAUUUGAUAGCAUUCUUUGCGCUAUGUAUAGUCUUUGUAUGUGUAUUGAUAUUGUGAUGCUGUACUGGAUUUUUGUGACAGUUAUUGUAAUGCAAGUUGCAAGAGAUGUAAUUAGUUGCUCUGCAGUUUGAGUCUGCUUUUCAUUUGUUAAGUUUCAUCUUUUUCUCAUCACUUAUUCUGAUUUCUGACCAAAAAAAUGCCAAUUGACAAGGGUAAGCUCCUUUUUUUUAUUUUUUUCCUUAAAAAACAAUAAUAGGAAAAACCCACUUUAUGUAACCUAAGAGUAAGGGGUGUCCAAAUUCACUUUAUGCACCCUAAGAACAUGGGAAAAAUCAUGAUAUGGAGACCUCGUAUAUAAAGUGGAUUUUUCUCUCUUUUUUUUUUAUUUUUUUAUUUUGUUU
Messenger RNA from Oldenlandia corymbosa var. corymbosa, 4249 nucleotides. NCBI's taxonomy places the organism in Eukaryota, Viridiplantae, Streptophyta, Magnoliopsida, Gentianales, Rubiaceae. The record is from the annotation of a GenBank genome assembly.